UUGUUCAAAAUUAUCGAAUCUCAUUUACCUAUAUUUACCUGACGAUACUCAACUGUACUUAUCCUUUAAACCUGGAACUAUGUUGGAAGAAGCCAAUGCUGUUCGAGCAAUGGAAGCUUGUAUUGCUGAGGUACAUCAGUGGAUGCUCUCUCAAAAACUUAAGCUUAAUCCUGAGAAAACCGAGUUUAUGAUCAUUGGCACAAGGUAA
Molecule: messenger RNA, 208 nt
Organism: Paramuricea clavata
Lineage: Eukaryota; Metazoa; Cnidaria; Anthozoa; Malacalcyonacea; Plexauridae
Source: the annotation of a GenBank genome assembly